This is a messenger RNA of Artibeus jamaicensis (Jamaican fruit-eating bat), 1411 nucleotides long. RefSeq names its product renin (gene REN). The coding region runs from base 21 to 1235 and encodes 404 amino acids. The record is from RefSeq and is a predicted model, not a curated record. NCBI's taxonomy places the organism in Eukaryota, Metazoa, Chordata, Mammalia, Chiroptera, Phyllostomidae. Gene Ontology annotation, molecular function: aspartic-type endopeptidase activity. Gene Ontology annotation, biological process: angiotensin maturation. The transcript is spliced from 9 exons.
GCCAGAGACCCAGAGGAAGCAUGGACCGAGGGAGCAGAAUGCCUCUCUGGGGUCUCCUGCUGGUGCUCUGGGGCUCCUGCACCUUCAGUCUCCACAUGGACGCUGGCGCCUUCCCACGGAUCUUCCUCAAGAAAAUGCCAUCAGUCCGAGAAAGCCUGAAGGAGCGCGGUGUGGAUGUGACCAGGCUCAGGGCUGAGGGGAGCCGGUUCUCGAAGAGCCUCUCCUUCAGCAACAGCACGUCCCCCGUGGUCCUCACCAACUACCUGGACACCCAGUACUACGGUGAGAUUGGCAUCGGUACCCCACCCCAGACCUUCAAAGUCAUCUUUGACACAGGAUCGGCCAACCUCUGGGUGCCCUCCACCAAGUGCAGCCCUCUCUACACAGCCUGUGAGAUUCACAGCCUCUAUGACUCCUCGGAAUCCUCCAGCUACAUGGAGAAUGGGACUGAAUUCACCAUCCACUAUGGAUCUGGAAAAGUCAAGGGCUUCCUGAGCCAGGACAUGGUGACUGUGGGUGGAAUCACGGUAACUCAGACGUUCGGCGAGGUGACGGAGCUGCCCCUGAUGCCCUUCAUGCUGGCCAAGUUUGAUGGUGUCCUGGGCAUGGGCUUUCCUGCACAAGCUGUUGGGGGGGUCACCCCCGUCUUUGACCAUAUCCUCUCGCAGAGGGUGCUAAAGGAGGAUGUCUUCUCUGUCUACUACAGCAGGAAUUCCCACUUGCUGGGGGGAGAGAUUGUGCUAGGAGGCAGUGACCCCCAGUAUUACCAAGGGAAUUUCCACUACGUGAGCAUCAGCGAGACUGGCUCCUGGCAGAUCAAAAUGAAAGGGGUGUCUGUGAGGUCAGCCACCUUGCUCUGUGAGGAGGGCUGCAUGGCAGUGGUGGACACCGGUGCCUCCUACAUCUCAGGUCCCACCAGCUCCCUGAGGCUGCUCAUGGAGACCCUGGGGGCCAAGGAGCUGAGCACAGACGAAUACGUCGUGAACUGUAACCAGGUGGCCACACUCCCUGACAUCGCCUUCCACCUCGGAGGCAGAGCCUACACACUCACCAGUGCAGACUACGUGUUACAGGACCCCUACAGUGAUGAUGACCUGUGCACACUGGCCCUCCACGGUCUGGACGUCCCACCGCCCACUGGGCCUGUCUGGGUCCUGGGUGCCAGCUUCAUCCGAAAGUUCUACACAGAGUUUGAUCGGCGUAACAAUCGCAUUGGCUUUGCUUUGGCCCACUGAGGCCCUCUGCUGCCCCAGCUAGGGCCGCAGCCCUAGCCUAGAGCUGAGACCCCUCUGGGACUGCCCCUGCCAGUGCUUGUGUCCUUGUGUUAGAGUACAGGGCGUGGAGCUCCUCCUGGAUCACUGACCUGCCCCAGCACCAGCUCUUCCCUGCUUUGAAGACAAACAGAAUAAAG